Xiphophorus maculatus (southern platyfish) is the source of this 1431-nucleotide messenger RNA. RefSeq names its product protein FAM131C (gene fam131c). Lineage: Eukaryota; Metazoa; Chordata; Actinopteri; Cyprinodontiformes; Poeciliidae. The coding region runs from base 341 to 1129 and encodes 262 amino acids. The transcript is spliced from 6 exons. The record is from RefSeq and is a predicted model, not a curated record.
GGGGAGGAGAUUCGCACUCGUCAGCAAACAGGCACUCAUGCUUUCUCCCCAAUUUCCUCUCUCUCUCUCUUUCCCCCUCCUUCUCUCCCCACACUCUGUUAGUGUCACUCUCUCACCUCUUUUCUCCCAUACAGAGAAGUCAGCCGGUGCAUCAGUCUCCAGUUCAUCCAGCGUUCGCUCCCCUUUCCUCCCCCGACUCAGCUGAUACUUCUCCUGCCUCCACCGCAUCUUUUCUCUCCUCCUUCUCCUCUUUUCCACUCUUCCUCCUCCUCCUCCUCCUCCUCCUCCUCCUCAUCCACCAUGGUGAACAGAUAACCAGUUGGCCGCUGCUUGUCAGACCAUGGGUGCCUGCCUCUGCAAAGGUCACAAAGAACUCCACCUACCAUCAUCAUCGCUGCACCAGACUGAGGAAGGUCAGUCGGCUCCCAUCAAGGAUGGUCAGAAUCCUUCCAACGGCACAGUGGCAGAUAAGUCCAGUCGCUAUGACAUUGCAGAGCUGGCUACAUCCUCUCUGAUAGGCCUGGUGGCCACGAUAAAGGAGCACAUCACCAAGCCCACAGCGAUGGCCCAAGGGCGAGUCGCUCACUUGAUCGAGUGGAAAGGUUGGGGUGGAUGCGGCGAGGGUGGAGGAAACAGGGCCGGGUGGAGCGGAGGCUGGAGCAAAGGAGGCGGCGGAUGGGGGGCCGCGGGGACGGAGCUGCAGGAGGAUGAGCAGUUUUAUUCCCAAAUGACAGAUGAAAUCAAGGAGGCCCGAUUCGCUGCAGGCGUGGCAGAACAGUUCGCCCUGGCCGAGGCGGCGAUGAGCAUGUGGUCCAUGAGCGACAACGUGGAGCAGCCGUCCACCAGCUCACAAGCCGCAGAGGGCCACUUCUUGUCCAAGUAUUUGCUCGACGGAGGGAGCGUCGGCGUGCCCCAGCACCUGUACAGCAUUCACACCCAGACUUACGGCGACAGCGACGCAGCCAGCCUGAUUCACCCGCCGCUGGCCAACUCGACGCUUCCCCCGGCACCCGGCGCUCAGCGGGACGCUGACCGUCCCUUUGAGGACCGGAGCGUGGCGACGGCGGAAGCCGCCGUCCGCCACGUCGACAGCAGCUCUCUGUCUGAAGACGACGUUUUUUACAACUAGGCUUGGGAACAAAAGACGCCGGUCACCGCAGUGGAAACGUCCAGGAGAUUCAGCGAGGUCCCGAGCCUCGUCCACCAGCAAUGAUUGUUCUGUAAGACAUUUCUAGAAGCGAAACUCUUCGAUAUGCUUCAAACGGAAGGAUUUUAAAGGCCUGACUAUAAAUACUAUUUUUUACAUAAGCGAGGGUAGGCCUACUCUUCGUGUGAAUGUACAGUUUAAAUGUGACAUUUUAGUUUUUUAUUCCAUGUAGGAAACAACUGGAGCUGAGCUGUAAAGAGUCGCUGUAAAUAUGUUGUUAUAAA